AUGGUAUUGGGACUUAGUAUUUCACAACUUAUUGGCAUUGGAUACCUGACAGGAGGUGCUGGAGUUACAACACUCGGAUUUAAAUACUCUGAUGUGUUGUUGAGUUUCUUUGGUUCCGGUGUAGGUGCCAUCUCCAUCUAUUGGAUCUCCGAGUCAUACCCAUUGGCCACCCCUGUACAUAUUAUCGUCUCAUUCCUGGCCUCCUUGAUACUCUCCUUUGUAUUCCUUCGCUACAAACGUCUGCCCUGUGCCUUCAUCGGUCUGAUCACUGCCACUUGGAUGUGCAAUGCCAUUAUGUCCGUUGCACCCUUCUCCUCCAGCCUCCAGAUGGCCGUCAGCUCCCUCUUCUUCAUCUUCCCAUUGAUCUUUGCCCUGUCUCCAUUCGUUUGCUUGAUGACCUCUACAGCAUUCUAUGGCAGCUGGUGUAUCGUCUCUGGUGUCGAUCAAUUCAUCAACAGUGGUUUCCCAACAAUGUACUCGAUGCUCUUCAAUGCCAAGUGGAUGGAUGAUGUACAGUGCGGCCAGUCUACCUUCUUGUUGGCCCUGCUCAUUGGCUCGUUGACCAUGCUCUCUCUGAUCAUGCAGUACUACGUCGUCAACAAGUUGUACAUUGCAGAGAACUGGAAGGAUGAUCCAUUCGAGGUUGUCGUCACCGACGAGGAGAACCCAAUGGACAUCAACGGACUCGCCAACGAAGAGUCUCAGGACCUGCUGUCAAUCAACAAUGGUGAGACCCCAUAUUGUGACCCAACAGCAGUAUUGCACUCUGUCAGCAUUGACAAGUCAUACUACAAGGAGAAGAAGUCUGCUGAGGAAACUGUUCCUCUUGUAUAA
Acytostelium subglobosum LB1 is the source of this 834-nucleotide messenger RNA. RefSeq lists its product as hypothetical. The coding region runs from base 1 to 834 and encodes 277 amino acids. Lineage: Eukaryota; Evosea; Eumycetozoa; Acytosteliales; Acytosteliaceae. The record is from RefSeq and is a predicted model, not a curated record. The transcript has a single exon.